UUCUCUCCCGCCUAAUUCAGCUUUGUGGUCAAGCCAGGUUCUCAGACGCAAGCUGGAGGUGUUCUCCUCGCCUUUCGUCUCACGAAUGCCACUCGUUCUUCCCGAAUUUGGAGAAUUGGCAAUCAAGUGAAUUUCCUGGCAUAUUUGAUCACAGGACCCACAGGUGCUUGGAGAGGGAACCUUGCCCCAGAAGAGCUGGACUGAACAUAAAAAUGAGUCCUGCAGAUGCACUUGAUGAUGAAAAUACAUUUAAAAUCUUAGUUGCAACAGAUAUUCAUCUUGGAUUUAUGGAGAAAGAUGCUGUAAGAGGAAAUGAUACAUUUGUAACACUUGAUGAAAUUUUCAAACUUGCCCAGGAAAAUGAGGUGGAUUUUAUUUUAUUAGGUGGUGAUCUUUUUCAUGAAAAUAAGCCGUCAAGAAAAACAUUACAUACCUGCCUGGAGUUACUAAGAAAAUAUUGCAUGGGUGAUCGUCCUAUACAGUUUGAAAUUAUCAGUGAUCAGUCUGUCAACUUUGGUUUUAGUAAGUUUCCAUGGGUGAACUACCAAGACAGCAAUCUCAAUAUUUCAAUUCCGGUGUUUAGUAUUCAUGGCAAUCAUGAUGAUCCCACGGGGGCAGAUGCACUCUGUGCCCUGGACAUUUUAAGUUGUGCAGGAUUGGUGAAUCACUUUGGACGUUCAAUGUCUGUGGAGAAGAUAGAUAUUAGUCCAGUUUUGCUUCAAAAAGGAAGCACAAAAAUUGCUCUCUAUGGUUUAGGAUCCAUUCCAGAUGAAAGGCUCUAUCGAAUGUUUGUCAAUAAAAAAGUAACAAUGUUGAGACCAAAAGAAGAUGAAAACUCUUGGUUUAACUUAUUUGUGAUUCAUCAGAACAGGAGUAAACACGGAAGUACUAACUUCAUUCCAGAACAAUUUUUGGAUGACUUCAUUGAUCUUGUUAUUUGGGGCCAUGAGCAUGAGUGUAAAAUAGCUCCAACCAAAAAUGAACAGCAACUCUUUUAUAUAUCUCAGCCUGGAAGUUCUGUGGUUACUUCUCUUUCCCAAGGAGAAGCUGUUAAGAAGCAUGUUGGUUUGUUGCGUAUUAAAGGGAGGAAGAUGAAUAUGCAGAAGAUUCCUCUUCACACAGUGAGGCAGUUUUAUAUGGAGGAUGUUGUUCUGGCUAAUCAUCCAGAUAUUUUUAACCCAGAUAAUCCUAAAGUGACUCAAGCCAUACAAAGCUUCUGUUUGGAGAAGAUUGAAGAAAUGCUUGAAAAUGCUGAACGGGAACGUCUGGGUAAUUCUCAACAGCCAGAGAAGCCUCUUAUACGACUGCGAGUAGACUAUAGUGGAGGUUUUGAGCCUUUCAGUGUUCUUCGCUUUAGCCAGAAAUUUGUGGAUCGGGUAGCUAAUCCAAAAGAUGUUGUCCAUUUCUUCAGGCAUAGAGAACAAAAAGAAAAAACAGGAGAAGAGAUCAACUUUGGGAAGCUUAUCACAAAACCUUCAGAAGGAACAACUCUAAGGGUAGAAGACCUUGUAAAACAGUAUUUUCAAACUGCAGAGAAGAAUGUGCAGCUGUCACUUCUAACAGAAAGGGGAAUGGGUGAAGCAGUACAAGAAUUUGUAGACAAGGAAGAGAAAGAUGCCAUAGAGGAAUUAGUUAAAUACCAGUUGGAAAAAACACAGCGAUUUCUUAAAGAACGUCAUAUUGAUGCUCUAGAAGAUAAAAUUGAUGAAGAGGUUCGUCGUUUCAGAGAAAGUAGACAGAGAAAUGCAAAUGAAGAAGAUGAUGAAGUUCGAGAGGCUAUGAAUAGGGCCAGAGCCCUGAGAUCCCAGUCGGAGGACUCUGCCUCUGCCUUCAGCGCCGAUGACCUGAUGAGUAUAGAUGUGGCAGAACAGAUGGCUAACGACUCUGACGAUAGCAUCUCGGCGACAGCCAGCAGGGGAAGAGGCCGAGGAAGAGGCCGAGGAAGAGGUGGAAGGGGGCAGAAUUCAGCCCUGAGAGGAGGGUCCCAAAGAGGACGAGUAACAGGCACUGGUCUGGAGCCUUCUACUCGAAGCAGAAGUUCAAAGGCCCCUACAUCAACAUCAUCUAGAAAUAUGUCUAUUUUAGAUGCCUUUACAUCUGCAAGACAACAGCCCUCACGAAAUGUUGCUACUAAGAAUUAUACAGAGGUGAUUGAGGUGGAUGAAUCAGAUGUGGAAGAAGAGAUUUUCCCCACCACUUCAAAACCAGAUCAAAGGUGGUCAAGCACAUCAUCUAGCAAACGCAUGUCCCAGAGCCAAGUAGCUAAAGGGGUUGAUUUUGAAUCAGAUGAGGACGAUGAUGAUGAUCCUUUUCUGAACAUUAAUCCUUUAAGAAGAAACAGAAGAUAAUAUAUUUAAUGGCAUGUAGAAACAUUCGAGAUUCAGGAUAAAUCAAAACAUCGCAAAUAGAGAGUUUACAGUUGAAUGUUUUUCUUAGGAAUGGCUUUCUUUGUCAGAUAGCUCCUUUUUAAAGUAUUGCUGUUAACAGAAGUAUUUGAAAGAGGCUUGCUUAACAAAGAAAUGAUGUAUUAGAAUUUAUAUUUUUGAACAUUAUUUCUAGAACAUGACUCCAUUACUUGAGAAAUUUCUCAGCUCAAGGGCAUAUAUAAUAGGAUUGGUUCUCUUUAUUUUUUAUCUUGUUAUCAUUACCUGAGGAUGCUCUGUAAAAUUCAGAAUGUUAUUUUUCUGGCAUUAAUAUUAGUGUAUAUAUUGCUAAUGGAGACCUUUGCUUAAUAUCAUUCUUGAGUAAGGAUAAAAAUAAAUCAAACAUUGUGUUCUUCUGUUUCAUUGUCAGAGACUAUGCCAGUAUUCUAAAGUGGCUACAUUUAACCAAAAUUUAGUGAAAACAGCUUAUAAAAUUUAACCUCAUAAUUUUAAUAAUUUCUAAAUCAUUGGUUUCCUGAAGGUUAAGCAGUCUGUAUGAAACCAAGCCUGAGCCCAAUUUACUACUAAGUACUUUGCUUUUUCUAAAACUUGUUUUAGAGUAUAUGUCACUGAGAUUUUGAAUGAUUAGCUGUACCUUACACUUUUAAUAAUUAGAUAUGUUUGUAUUAAAAAUAGAACAGUCUGUCAGAAUUGUGUUUUUUAUUUCAGUUGUAGCAAAGAUUUCAAACGAUUGUGUUCUCAUUGAAUGGCAGUGAUUUUCUCUCUUCUCAUUAAUGAUUCUCUCUUUCUCUUAUGUUUCUAUGAGGAAAAAAGUUAAACAUUUUUUAAACUAUGUAUUCUUAAAAAUAUUGAAGAACUUUUUUAUGAUAGGGUAGUCAGUUUGAAUCUUAUGGUUAUAUUAGAUUAAAAUAUUGAAAUGCAACUUCUAUGGAAUAUUGAUGCCUAGAUUUCUCAUUAAUAAUAAUUUAUCUUGAUGUUGGUUCAUAUAAAAUAUUUCUGAAUGGGCAAUUCCAGAAAUCUUAGUGAAGCUGCUCAGAUUAAUUUUGUAAUUUCUUACUUGUUUUAAAGAGAAAUGAGAAUUUGACCUCUUUAGAUUUGUUGAACAAUCCCAUCGUCCCCUUUAAGACUGCCUCUGAGAGUUUUUCUUCUUUUGAUCUUAAGAAGCAGCUCUACUUAAGGCAGACUCCUUAAGGAAGGAUAGGUACUGGCUGUACAACAGCCUGACAUUUCUUAAUAUACAGAAAUAAAUACCUGACAGCAAUAUUCAUGACUAUCAUAAUUGUCAGAUCUAGAUUGUGUCAAAUAUAAGAAGCAGAACAUUUGGAUAGUAGCUGCCUCUAUAUUAUGGCACCUUUGAAAUGGCUUAAAUAAAAAAAUUGCAGUGUAACAUUCUAAUAAGUUUCUUUAAAAAUAAGGAAGUUGGCAAGGGUCUUUCUCUACUGCCGGCUGGAGGUGCCCCAUGAGGAGGGGUUCCUGGGAAAAAAGAAUAAGGCUUCUCCCUUUUUAAAAAUUGCUCUAGGGUAUGAAAGAGGUGCCAAAUGGGACACAGUGGCUAAGAAAAGUGAUUACAUGGCAGUUACAGAUGAUGAAAAUCUUUUCACUUAGGUCAUUUUGUGAACAGUAGCCUGUCAGGCCCUAGAGAUUUUGUAAAUACAAUGUGAAAGAAAAACCUUUUUGAUUAAGUAUUUUUGGCAUAGCUAAAUAUGCCAUAUAUCUUUGCCAUUCUGUAUUGAUGCAGCAAAAUUAAAUUGUUUUUGACAAUUUUCAUACUUUCAUAUAGGAGUGUAGAGGGCUCUCUGAUGAUUGCAGAGCAACUGCAGUUCCUUUUGGAGGCUCUGAAACAGCAAUGAUGAAAACAUUCAGGUGGAAGCAUCUAUAGGAAAACCUCCGUCACUUACCAAAGAAUGAAGCUUACUUCAGUGUUUUAUUUCCUAUCCUAAAAAAUAAACAUAGUGCAUUUACAAGAGUAAGAAUUCAUUGUAGUGCUGGGAAAUUCAAGCAUUUUGGCAUGUGAACUUGAGUUCAGGUACAAUGACAAAAAUAUUUUCUAAACUUGUAAAAUUGUGAAAUAUAAUACAGAAAGGUCAGUACAACAUAUUUGUACAAUUUAACAAAUAGUUAUAAAGCUAGCACUCAUAUAAUUGCUACACAAGCCAAGAAAUAGAAUGUUAGCACCCUGGAAAUGUUCUCUCUUUUGUUGGUAACCACUGGCCUGACUUCUGUAAUUCUUACUUUUGUCACAAGAUGGUGCCUCUACCAUUAGAUGCAACUGCAAAUAUAAAAUUAAAAAGUUAGUACAGUUUUGCAAUAAAUUAGAAACCUAUGCAGUAAUACCAAAAUUGGCCUUCUAAUCUCAUAUGUAAAUUGCCUUUCAUAUUUCAGCUAGCUCAACAUGUUAUCGUGGAAACUACCAGUUUGAUAAAUUUUACUUACAGAGGUUAAAGAAGAAAAUGUUUUAGUUUUUAAUAAACAAAGAGAAAAGUCCUUUAUUAGAAAAUUGAGUAAAAGUCUCCCAACAUAAAAUUUUUCUUUUGGAAUGUACUAUAUUUAAAAAUAACUCCCCUCCUCCCCACAGAUACUUUUUUGUAUCUGUCAUCAUAUAUUGAAUUCAUACUACUCUGUGGCUUUUUUAAGCUAAUUAUCAUUAAGAUUAUGAAUGUUUCAGGUGAUAAAAACUUGGGGUUUUGAGCCCAAAGAGCUUUCAUAUUCUUGAAUGAAAAAUGUCCACUUGUAAUCAUUUGCUUAUAUAGUUCAUUUUAAUGUUUUUGAACAUGUUUGUUCACUGGGAAUGAAAAUACUAGAAUUUUAGCUUGAUCGCUGUAAGGCCAGUUCACAUAGCUUGCUUUUGCCGUGCACAUUGUACAUCUUUACCCUGACUUUGAUCACUAGACCUGAUUUUGGCUGUUUGUAAAUUUUAACAACAAUACAUAUUUAUUCUUCAAAAUUCAGCCUUUAAGAUGUGUGUCAAAAGGCCUAUGUUUCCCUGUAAUCCCCAGACAUAACCUGUCAACAACUUGGUGCCUAUUUCUCCAGUUACUUUCGUCAUGACUACUAAUACAAAUUGUUGACUUAGAGCCCUGAAUGAUAUGGCCAAAUAGUUUUCUUCUCAUAUCGAGGUAUACCUCCACCUUGGUACUUACUUGAUGUCCUGAUUUUUUCACAUAUGCUUUGUCAACCUCUUUUAAUUGAACCAUAAUUGCCUAUUUUGAGGGAUAACUGCACUGCUUUAAACUGUGUAAUUUAAAUGUUCUUGUUCAGUUUGGGUCAAAUAAAAGCAUAUCUAAUCCUU
Choloepus didactylus (southern two-toed sloth) is the source of this 5673-nucleotide messenger RNA. RefSeq names its product MRE11 homolog, double strand break repair nuclease (gene MRE11). Gene Ontology annotation, cellular component: nucleus; Mre11 complex. The transcript is spliced from 20 exons. Gene Ontology annotation, molecular function: manganese ion binding; DNA endonuclease activity; 3'-5'-DNA exonuclease activity. NCBI's taxonomy places the organism in Eukaryota, Metazoa, Chordata, Mammalia, Pilosa, Megalonychidae. Gene Ontology annotation, biological process: mitotic G2 DNA damage checkpoint signaling; telomere maintenance; double-strand break repair via nonhomologous end joining. The record is from RefSeq and is a predicted model, not a curated record. The coding region runs from base 213 to 2348 and encodes 711 amino acids.